Microdochium trichocladiopsis is the source of this 875-nucleotide messenger RNA. RefSeq lists its product as uncharacterized. The record is from RefSeq and is a predicted model, not a curated record. Lineage: Eukaryota; Fungi; Ascomycota; Sordariomycetes; Xylariales; Microdochiaceae. The transcript has a single exon. The annotation marks the transcript as partial.
CGACGCGCAGACAACGAGCGGCGACGUGCAGACAGCGAGGGGCAACGCGCAGAGGAUGUCACAGCCCAAUGCCGCCAGACAACAUUAGCUGAACACAUCACCAACUGCCACGAUUAUCUCGACCUCAAUAUAACCGUCAAGCCCAACAACUCCCUCCCUUCGAAAGGAACCAUCACAAACCCUCAGGAUAAAUUGGUGUCUUCGACACUCAAGCCAUGGACCGACUUUCUCGAGCAACAAAAAUCAAUUCAUGGAAGACUGUACUCGACCUUUCCUGCAGACAAGCAGGCCUUCGAAAGUGUUACCUUCCUCGAGGAGCUCGGUGAACGGCUCAGAAGGAAGAAGAUAGCGAACGAGCGCGAUCUUGAAUCAGUUCAGCACAACAUCCUCCAGACCCCCGUCACCAACAUUGUCGAGAUCCUCAAAGACCAAGAUGCGACAAAGCGAACAUUCGCUCUGGGCCGAGGCCUCACUUUCGACAAUCAUCCAAACGCGCUUAGUGAAAUGGCGCUCACGAACCAACACAACGACGUGCGAUAUCCGAUUCGAACCAGCUUCGCGCCGACCGGGUGUGCGUCUACAGGCACGAUGGCAUGGACAGGAGCCGGCGAAACCUGGCUUUCGUGGUUGAUUGCAAGCCGCCGCAUAAGUUGACGUUGCCUCACCUUCGUAUUAGUCUGCGGGAAAUGAAUAUACAGAAGGAGGUCGUGAACGUAUCAACGAUACCAAGCGACAAAGACGAGCUAUUCUCAUACCAUGCCGACGGGGUUGUCGCUGCCGCUAUUUCCCAGAUAUAUCACUACAUGAUCAUUGGCGGUCUUGCGUACAGCUAUGUUACAACUGGCGAGGCAAUCAUCUUCUUGAACUGGGCGUGU